UCAACGCUUUUCUCUUCUUCCUCGCUCUGAGCCUCUGCUCUAUUCUCUGGUUUGAAUUCCAAUUUGGACGACAAAUGGGGAAACGAGAGAAAAAACCUAAUCGACGUCGCCACAAAGGUGAAUUUUCGAAUGAUACUGAAGAUUUCUACGAUCAACACCCGCCGGUUGUUGCCUCCGUCGACGACGAAGAUGAAGAAAACUCUGAGGAAGAAGAAGACGAAAACUGUAAUGAAGGAAACGAAUCAUCGGAUUUGCCGUCAAAGUUUCUUCUUUACCAACAAUCUGUUCAGUCACCAAAAGGAGACAUAAGUUACUUGCAGAAGUUCUUUUUAAUGUAUGUUGGUGGAAGACAACCUCUCCAUUUUCAAGAAGAUUUUUGUGGCACUGCUCUUUUAAGUGCGGAGUGGCUCAAGACUGACACAAGGCGGACUGCUAUAGGGCUAGAUUUUGACCUUGAGGCGUUAGAAUGGUGCAUGGAUAACAACAUUAGUAAACUUGGUUCUGACGUGUAUUCAAGAAUGUCGCUUUUUCAUGGGAAUGUUUUGAGUCCUCUUGAGGCUAAGCAAGUGAAAUCUAAAUCCCAUGAGCUGAUACAAAAUAUAAGCUUGGAUGAUGGUGAUGAUAAUGAAGAUUUGGUUGAUCCUAGCGUUGUCGAAUCUUUAGAGAAAGAUGGACCUGAUUCGUUACCGAAGAGGGAUAUCGUGUGUGCUUUUAAUUUUAGUUGCUGUUGUCUCCACAAACGCUCGGAGUUGGUUUCUUACUUCAAGAAUGCACGUGAUGCUUUGUCCAAGAAAGGUGGUAUUUUCGUGAUGGAUUUAUAUGGAGGUGCUUCUGCUGAGGGACAGUUGAAGCUUCAACGGAAAUUCCCAAAUUUCACUUAUACAUGGGAGCAGGCUGAGUUUGACAUUUUAAGUCGCAAGACAAGGAUCAGUCUGCACUAUCACCUUCAGAAGCAGAACAGAAAGAUUCGCCAUGCUUUUUCAUAUAGCUGGAGACUGUGGUCAUUACCGGAGAUAAAGGACUGUAUGGAGGAAGCUGGGUUUAGCUCAGUCCAUUUCUGGCUCAGAGAAAUGCCGGACGCUUCUGAAAUGCGUAGAACAGAUGGGUUUGGUGCUGGACGUGAUAUCAAGUACGAACAAGUCAAGAGCUUUCAACAGUGUGAUUCUUGGAAUGCUUACAUUGUUGCGGUCAGCCUUUAGUUAUGCUUUCUAUCUUUUGAUCAAAAGCUAUGAAACCUGACACUAGCCCUUUAAAUCAGAUCCUUUGUCGAUUUUACAUCUGGUAUUUAUUUCUGACAUGCACUGGUUUAGUUUUAUGCACCAAUAAUCAAGGAUAAGUUGGGAAACAUUCCCCUCCGUAGAUUUGUCAUGUGGUCUUUGUUGAAGCAAUUGGAUUCAUACCUCUA
This is a messenger RNA of Arabidopsis lyrata subsp. lyrata, 1405 nucleotides long. RefSeq lists its product as uncharacterized. The transcript has 5 exons. The record is from RefSeq and is a predicted model, not a curated record. Lineage: Eukaryota; Viridiplantae; Streptophyta; Magnoliopsida; Brassicales; Brassicaceae. The coding region runs from base 75 to 1199 and encodes 374 amino acids.